CACAUAGGAGUUGCAGCCGCUCCCCCUUCCUUCUUCUAUGCUUUGACGUCUACAGCCAACUCUAUUUAUUUAGUAUAUUUUAUACCUUUUUUCCGCCAUUUUCAAGGUAAACAAAUCAGCCCUCAGACCCACAUAAUUACCAUACUUUUCUCAACCCUCCAGUCUCAUUCAAAUGGAAUCAAAGGACUAGACCCCCUACCCAACCCACAAAACAACACUAACCCAUGAAAACCCAUAAAAAGAUCAGCGAGAAGAAGAUCAAAGAGUGGGGUUUGUUUCAUCGAGGAUCUGAAAUUUAAGGGUAUUUAUUAGAAGGGGGCAGGGACGAAUGGACCCUGUAGUUCUCGAUAAGAUAAUCGAAAGGCUAAUUGAAGUCAGAUCUUCAAAGCCCGGGAAGGCGGUGCAGCUUUCGGAGUCAGAAAUCAAGCAGCUAUGUGUUGUCUCUCGCGAUAUCUUUAUGAGACAGCAGAAUCUUCUUGAACUCGAAGCACCCAUCAAAAUUUGUGGUGACAUUCAUGGGCAAUACAGUGAUUUAUUGAGGCUUUUUGAAUAUGGGGGUUUUCCUCCAAAAGCAAAUUAUCUAUUUUUAGGUGACUAUGUAGAUCGUGGCAGACAGAGUUUGGAAACAAUAUGCCUCCUGCUUGCUUAUAAAAUUAAAUAUCCUGAGAACUUUUUUCUUCUCAGAGGAAACCAUGAAUGUGCGUCGAUUAAUAGAAUUUAUGGAUUUUAUGAUGAAUGUAAGCGCCGGUUUAAUGUGAGACUGUGGAAAGCCUUUACUGACUGUUUUAAUUGUCUUCCGGUGGCGGCUCUGAUUGAUGACAAGAUAUUGUGCAUGCAUGGGGGCCUCUCCCCUGAUCUUACAAACUUAGAUCAGAUUAGAAACUUACCACGUCCAACUGCUAUUCCUGACACUGGGUUGCUCUGUGAUUUACUGUGGUCGGAUCCUGGUGAUGUCAAGGGAUGGGGUAUGAAUGACAGGGGAGUUUCAUUCACCUUUGGCUCCGAUAAGGUGUCAGAGUUCUUAGCAAAGCACGAUUUGGACCUUGUCUGUCGUGCUCAUCAGGUUGUGGAGGAUGGUUAUGAAUUCUUUGCUGAUAGGCAGCUUGUUACCAUUUUCUCUGCCCCCAACUACUGUGGUGAAUUUGAUAAUGCCGGUGCAAUGAUGAGCGUUGAUGAAAACUUGAUGUGCUCUUUCCAAAUUCUUAAGCCAGCAGAGAAAAAGAACAAGUUCAUGAUGUCCACAAAGAUGUAGUUACUGUUCCCUACUUUUACAAGUGUACAGAAAUACGACUGACUAUUGAAUAUAUCUCUCUUGUUCUGCUCGACACUGGCGUACUGAUUUACACCACGUUGUCACCAACUUCUGUACUGGUAUACAGGAAUACAGGUGAUCUUCCUUUGUUUGUUACAAUUUGGAACAUUUGGGUGGUAAAACACUUUUUGGCCAUCAUAAUUUUAAAUGGAGAUCGAGUGUAAAUGACAUGAAUUAAACUAAUCAUGUUUGCUUAAGGUACUUUGCAAGUCACUCAAUCUCUCCCCAUUUUAUAAGUUUAUAUGACUAAUGCAUGGAUUAUUUGCUUUCAUAGACAAUUGCUUAAUUUCUAGAGCAUAUAAUGUAGUGUCAGGAUUCAUGUUUGACUCUUCCAGAACAAUUUAUAAACGGUCAUGCAUGCAACAGAAGGUUAGUUAUAGCUUGAUUGGAAGUAUAGAAUGGUUAGGCAUGGGCAUAUGUAAAUUAACCGUUUUCAGCCACAUCAUCUUGUUCUAUAUGCCAAAAAAGACAAAGGAACCCGUUGGCUGUUUAACAUCCUUAAUCCCUUACUUAAAGGGUGAUGCUCCAUUUUUUUUCCAAUACUUUGUUAAGAGUAACCAGUGGCUUUUUAAGAAUUUCACUAUGUUAUGUUUAAUGUAUCAUUUGAAUCAUGUUUUUCCAGCAUGAUGAGAUUUAAUCAUUUCGUUAUUCAUUUUUUGGUUGUCUCUUCAUGAAGUAGAUGGUUAUUUUACCUCAUUGGUAUAUGUACUUACCAUGUUUGGACUUGGUCCCCGGAUAUCAGACGCCCUUAUAGAUAUAUUGAAAAAGGAGUCAAACCAGGAUUAUACAACUGGUUUGGAGUUAGAUAAUGGCAGUCCAACUUCUUUUGUGUUUGUACGGACAUGAACUACUCUACUAAUGAACAUUGUGAACUAGGCUGGAUGACAAAAUUGUUCGGCCCAACCUGCCUGUUAAACAAACAAGCUGACUCAUUAAGGCUCGUUCUCUCGAUGAGCCCAUUGGAAAGGAUUCAUGCUUAGGUUGAGCCGUUGGGGUCAUACGACUCAUACAUGAUACAUGACCCUGUAAUGACUGCAUUUAUUUAAAUCAGUGCUAAUUGUUUAUAUCGGUUGUGCUACUCUUCUCUUGUUAAUUGUUAGCAAUUUAAUUCUAUUGACAGGUUUCUCUUAUUGCAGAUAUCUUUCUAUUGUUAGAGGAAGAAGUGGGUGAAGCUUGUCUUGGAAAUUCGAACUCAAGGAGAUAUGAGUACCAUGUUUCAUGCUCGGUGUAUCUUAUUGGUUUGAUAAAUGUUUGGUUGGCACAGGCCAGAAUCUUCAUUGGCUUUUUUUUACCCCUUUUCAGUGAGUGGUGCAUGUACAUAUAUUAAUUUGGAAACUGCUUUAUGUUAGCUUUGGAUCAUGGCCAGGAUAAUAGAGCUCCAUUCACUAAAAUCAGCUGAUUUUGUGCCAGACUCUAAUGGAUUAUGGGGUUUUGCAACAUUUGUAUUGGUGAGUUCGGAUAAAUACUUGUUUGACAUGUUCAAUUAUAAUCGUCAGACUCAGUUGCAUGCUUAGGAUGUCAUGGUGAUGGUCUUCUUGUUGAAUGUUCUUGUUGCCGUAAAACUUCAAUAACUUGAGGAGACUUUCAGGCAACAGCUACUGGUCUUUUGGGCUGGCAUGAUUAAUCGUAGUCUUUUGGUUUCUGGGAAUGAGCAAGGUUCUGUUGAUUUUAAUAUUUUCUUGCUUGCCGCUCUUUUUCUUUCCAUUUGCAUAUCCCGAGAGGAGGAAAUACUUUGAGGUGGAAUGAAUUCUCAGCUUUUGUUAUUUGUAUCGUAUUUGAAGGCUGCAUACAUUUGAUUCUCUUCAGACCUUGUAGUAACUGGAGUUUUGUAUACUAGGUUGACUUUCAUUGCUUACCUACUAG
Messenger RNA from Ilex paraguariensis (yerba mate), 3175 nucleotides. The record is from the annotation of a GenBank genome assembly. NCBI's taxonomy places the organism in Eukaryota, Viridiplantae, Streptophyta, Magnoliopsida, Aquifoliales, Aquifoliaceae.